Molecule: messenger RNA, 567 nt
Organism: Emiliania huxleyi CCMP1516
Lineage: Eukaryota; Haptophyta; Isochrysidales; Noelaerhabdaceae
Exons: 4
Coding region: 1-567 (188 amino acids)
Biological process (GO): regulation of gene expression
Cellular component (GO): nucleus
Molecular function (GO): protein binding
Source: RefSeq, a predicted model, not a curated record
AUGCGGCGCGUCGCGACGAUAAACCUCGCGCAAGAUCACUCAGAGUACAGCAAUGAUAACAAGGACGUGCGCGGCGGUGGGAUCUGCGCGCCGUCUGACGUCAAAGAGAUGGACGAGACCGAGUUCCUGAACGGCUGCCGCCUCCUUCACGCAGUCGCCCGCAACGACACGAGCGCCGUGCGCGCACUUCUCGCCUCGGGCUGCAGCGUCAACUUUCGCGACUACGACCGGCGGACCGCGCUGCACGUGGCGCACGCAGCGCUCGCCCGCGAGCUCGUCCUCUCCGGCGCGCGCGCGCACCGGCUCGACCGGUGGGGAGGCACGUGCCUGGACGACGCUCUCCGCCACCGGCACGCGCUGAUCGCGGAGUGGCUGCGCACCGAGGUCGGCAUGAAGGUGACCGGCCCGUCCGACCCGGUCGGCAAGGGAGACCUCGCUGAGGUUCGCACGCUCGUCGAGUCGGACGGCAUCGACGUCGACCGCGCCGCCUUCGACGGGCGGACGGCCCUCCACCUCGCCGCCUCGGAGGGGCGGGCCGAGGUGGAAGGGGUGGCCGAGGGCCGGUGA